AUGCUGUUGCAACAACAACAACGUGCCAUGAUGCAACAGCAUCAACAACAGCAGCAGCAACAACAACAACAAGGUGAGAAACAAAGUGGUCGCAAGCGAUCGCUGCACGAUGGUAAGAAGAAGCUCCCGCUAACACAUCACCAACAACAAGUGUUGGCAUCGCAGACCUACGGCGGAAGCCCACAGCGCCGAUUCCUCUCCGAAGGUGAACUGGUACGCCAAGGCGCGAAUGAGCUUUCAUAUGCGCGCUCCAACAACACUGUGGACAAUAUACGCGAAUUGGCCGGAAGUCCACAGCGCGGCGUGUACAUGUGGAAGGACACAUCGCCCGGUUUCAGUAGCAGUAGUGGCAGCGCUAGCGGCGGCGGUGGUGGUGGCAUGCCACCCUCUUCCAUGGGCAUCGGCAGCAGUGCUGGCGGCACAAUGGGCAAUAGCAUACAUCACGCACAGUACAUCACAGUCGGCGGCAGCGGGCAGUCGCAUCCAUUGAUCAUGACGCAUUCGCGCAUGCAUCAACCAGGCGAAUAUAUGCCAGCUACGCAACAACAACAGCAACAGCAAUAUCGCUCUAAUCCAACCAGCCCCACAACCAUGCCAGCGACAUCGUCCUCGACCAACGCGCCAACCUAUAUGAUGCGUUACGGUGUCGGCAAUCCCGUCGCUUCACAGCCAAAUAACUACGUGCACACAUCACAGGCGCUAACGAAUUCGACCGUCGGCGGUUAUCAGCCGCAAUUGCGAGGCGGCGUAGCCGUCUUUCCACCCAAUCCCAGUGGGCCGGGUGUGGGCGUCGGUGUUGGCGGUGGCGCCGGCAUCGUCACACAAUUGCAAACACAGCCAUCGCCGCAAGUGAAGCGAAAACAAACACCCACGCGCCCCAUGUCAUUUGUGCGCGCACUCGAAAUGACCGAUUCGAUGGAAAUGCAAACACUCGAGCAGCAACAGCAGCAGCAACAGGGUCGCGGCGUCGGCAAUAUGCCGGCAUCAGCCGUUGGCGGACCGGGUGCACAGCAUUUGGUGGGCGGCGCACGCACCACCACACCGACACCGGAGCGCGCGAGCGUCUACGAUAUGAAUUACGAGAUUUCCGUAUAA
Bactrocera latifrons is the source of this 1095-nucleotide messenger RNA. Its product is annotated as neurogenic protein mastermind-like. The record is from RefSeq and is a predicted model, not a curated record. The coding region runs from base 1 to 1095 and encodes 364 amino acids. NCBI's taxonomy places the organism in Eukaryota, Metazoa, Arthropoda, Insecta, Diptera, Tephritidae. The transcript has 2 exons.